AUGCCGCUGAUAUUACGCGUUGUUAACUUAAAUUGCUGGGCUUUACCUUUACCAUGGCCAUUUGGAAGCAGUGAUCAAGCUCUUCGAAUAAAAAAGAUUGGAGAAGCUUUGCUGCAAAACGAGUAUGAUAUUGUAUCCCUAGAAGAAGUCUGGGGGGAACGUGAUUUUCUUCAUCUACAAGAAACUUUGAAAGGAACAUAUAUUUAUAGCUAUUACUUUCAUAGUGGUUUCACUGGAAGUGGUAUUUGCGUUUUCAGUCGUCAUCCAAUUGUUUCAACUUUAAUGCAUCGUUUCACAUUGAAUGGGUUUGCUCAUCAUAUACACAGAGGUGAUUGGUUUGGUGGAAAAGGUGUGGGCUUAGUAGAAAUUGAAAUUGAGCAAUAUCGUAUCAAUUUUUAUGCUGCUCAUCUUCACGCUGAAUACAACCCUAACAAAGAUUUAUAUUUACCUCAUCGCCUUGCUCAAGCUUUUGAACUGGCUCAGUUUGUCAAGCACACAAGUUAUUCCGCCGAUGCCUUAAUUCUUGCUGGCGAUUUUAACAUUGAACCGGACAAUCUUGCCUACCAGUUAAUCGUGAAAAACGCAAAUCUAAGAGAUGCUUGGAUUCAGAAACCGAAUAUUUGCGAUGAUUGUGGUGCGACGUUCGAAAGACUUGAUAAUUGUUAUACACCUCAACGACUCAAAAAUAAAGAAAAUUAUGGAAGACGUUUGGAUUAUAUUAUGUAUAGGAAUGGAAAGGGUAAAAUAGAGUUGAAGUUGUGUGAAAUAAGGAUGAAUCGUGUACAUGACCAAAAAUCAAUCAACUAUAGUGAUCAUGUUGGAAUUUACGCUGAAUUUUCUAUAUCGGAGCAGUAUGAUGAAAUUACCGAGUGUCUACCGUUAACUCCAUCGAAUUUGCUGAAAAAAGUUAUCGAAACUCAACAGGAAGGAAUAACUCGUGCCAUUCGGGAUCGUUUUGUUUUCCUUAGCUUAGCUUUUAUCCUUUUUGGAUUUUUUCUGGCCACUUUUUUUGCUGAGCAACAUAUUCCUGGUGUUAAAACAGCGGCAUUAACACUUCGAUUUAUCUUAACAUUAUCAAUAGGAUUUUGCUUGUGGCAUGGUUUCAUUGGCUUAACAUUAGAAUACAAAGCACUGAAAGCAUCGAAAGCAUCAGUAUCUGUGCUAUUAAAUGAAUAG
Molecule: messenger RNA, 1176 nt
Organism: Cercopithifilaria johnstoni
Lineage: Eukaryota; Metazoa; Nematoda; Chromadorea; Rhabditida; Onchocercidae
Source: the annotation of a GenBank genome assembly